AUGGCGCCUGGUCUCAUUUCCCCACAACCGGCUGUGUCGAGCGCUGUGACUAAGUCGCUGAACGAAGUCACGGCGGAUUACGAUGAUACCCUCAGAUUCUAUCUGAAUGGCACAAAGGUGCUGUUGGAUACUGUGGAUCCCGAGGUUACACUGCUGGAAUAUUUGAGGGGGAUUGGGUUGACGGGCACCAAGUUAGGGUGUGCGGAGGGAGGGUGCGGUGCUUGUACUGUGGUUGUAUCGCAAUUCAAUCCUACAACGAACAAGAUAUACCACGCCUCCGUGAACGCAUGCCUCGCACCCCUCGUCAGUGUAGAUGGCAAACACGUCAUAACUGUUGAAGGAAUCGGUAACGUAAAGCGACCACAUCCAGCACAGGAAAGAAUAGCAAAGGGCAACGGCAGCCAAUGCGGGUUCUGCACACCGGGCAUUGUCAUGUCUCUGUAUGCUCUCCUUCGCAACAAUGUUGGACCAUCCGAGCUCGAGGUUGAGGAGGCCUUUGAUGGCAACCUCUGUCGGUGUACUGGAUACAGGCCGAUAUUAGACGCAGCGCAGAGCUUCAGCGUGAAAUCAGGCUGCGCAAAAGCAAAGGCCAAUGGCGGAGGAGGAUGCUGUAUGGACAAGGACGGUGCGAAUGGCGGAGGUUGCGGUAAGAGCCUCGACGAGGACCAACCGAUCAAGCGAUUCACACCACCCGGUUUCAUCGAGUACAAACCAGACACAGAGUUAAUCUUUCCUCCACAACUACGGAAACACGAGUUCAAGCCGUUAGCGUUUGGCAACAAGAAAAAGAGGUGGUUCAGGCCAACAACUUUGCAGCAAUUACUGGAGAUCAAGGAUGCAUAUCCCUCAGCGAAGCUCAUUGGUGGCUCUACUGAGACACAAAUCGAGAUCAAGUUCAAAGGUAUGAACUACAACGCCUCAGUGUUCGUCGGAGACAUUGCGGAACUACGGCAAUUCAAGCUCCACGACGAUCAUCUCGAGAUUGGUGGAAACGUUGUUCUCACGGACCUGGAGGAGAUUUGUAAAGAGGCUCUUGAACAUUACGGAUCGGUACGAGGUCAGCCAUUUGCAACUAUCCUGAAGCAAAUACGAUAUUUCGCGGGACGACAGAUUAGAAACGUAGGUACACCAGCUGGUAACCUUGCAACCGCAAGUCCUAUCUCGGAUCUGAAUCCUGUGUUUGUUGCUACGAACGCGACGCUCAUAGCGAAGAGCCUCAAGGAGACGACAGAGAUUCCCAUGUCAACAUUCUUCAAGGGAUACAGGCAGACUGCGCUGCCUCCAGACGCCAUCAUCGCCGGUUUAAAGAUCCCCGUUGCGAAAGAGAAGGGCGAGUACAUCCGCGCGUACAAACAGGCAAAGAGAAAAGAUGAUGAUAUUGCGAUCGUGAACGCUGCUUUGAGGAUAUCACUGGAUGAUCAGCAUACGGUCGAAAGUGUGGAUCUCGUUUAUGGUGGCAUGGCACCCACGACGAUACACGCGCGGAAAGCAAUGGAGUUCCUCCAAGGAAAGAAGCUGUCCGAGAAAUCGACACUGGAGGGCGUCAUGGACAAGCUCGAAGAAGACUUCGAUUUGCGCUUUGGCGUCCCAGGUGGUAUGGCGACAUACAGGAAGUCACUCGCGCUCGGCUUCUUCUACAAGUUCUACCAUGAAAUCCUGGCUGAACUGCACGCUGAAGAAGUCGAGGUUGACGCACAAGCAAUCGGCGAGAUUGAAAGAGACAUCAGCAAGGGCAAAAAGGACGACAAGGCUGCCGAGGCUUACAUCCAGAACGAAGUCGGGCAGUCGAAGAGCCAUGUCGCGGCUAUGCAGCAGUGUACUGGAGAAGCGCAAUAUACGGACGAUAUACCCCUACAGCGAAACGAGUUAUAUGGUUGCUUGGUACUCUCGACAAAGGCGCAUGCCAAGUUACUCUCGGUCGAUGCUGAACCAGCACUGGACCUUCCUGGUGUUGUUGCGUACGUCGAUCACAAUGAUUUGGCAUCUCCAGAAGCGAACUGGUGGGGUGCGCCGUCGUGCGAUGAGACAUUCUUCGCUCUCGAUGAAGUCUUCACCGCGGGUCAACCGAUCGGUAUGGUUCUGGCGGAUACAGCAAAACAUGCAGAGCAAGCUGCGCGAGCCGUCAAGAUUGAAUACGAAGAGCUUCCAGCCAUAUUCACGAUUGAAGAGGCCAUUGAGCAGGAUAGCUACUUCAAUCAUUUCCGUUACAUCCAGAAGGGUGAUACUGAAAAGGCAUUCGCAGAAGCUGAUCACGUCUUCACUGGUAUUGCACGCAUGGGUGGCCAAGAGCACUUCUACCUGGAGACUCAGGCAUGUCUAGCGGUUCCAAAACCUGAGAACGGUGAGAUGGAGAUCUUUAGUAGUACACAGAAUCCAGCAGAGACGCAAGCGUAUGUUUCCAAGGUCGUCGGUGUCGCCGCCAACAAGAUUGUCACCCGCGUCAAGCGCAUGGGUGGUGGUUUUGGUGGUAAGGAGACACGCUCAGUUCAGCUUGCCGGUAUUGUGGCCUGUGCAGCGAACAAGGUUCGUCGACCUGUACGCUGCAUGUUGAAUCGGGACGAAGAUAUCAUGACAUCUGGACAACGGCAUCCCUUCCUCGCUCGCUGGAAGGUUGCCGUCAAUAAGGACGGUAAGCUGCAAGCCCUUGAUGCAGAUGUCUUCUGCAACGGCGGUUGGAGUCAAGAUCUUUCUGGUGCAGUCGUCGAGCGGUCUCUCUCCCACAUUGACAACUGUUACUCAAUACCCAACAUCCAUGUCCGCGGGCGUGUUGCGAAAACAAACACUGUCUCCAACACGGCAUUCCGAGGAUUCGGUGGACCACAGGGUAUGUUCAUUGCUGAGACAUACAUGGAAGAGAUUGCAGACCAUCUCAACAUACCAGUGGAGAAGCUGCGAGAGAUCAACAUGUACUCUCCCGACACAAACAUGAUAACGCACUUCAACCAGGAAAUCAAGGACUGGUACGUACCACUCAUGUACAAACAGGUCCAAGAAGAGUCAGCAUACGUCCAACGACGAAAGGACAUUGAGGAUUGGAACAAAACGCACAAGUGGAACAAACGCGGUCUCGCCAUCAUCCCAACAAAAUUUGGCAUCUCCUUCACAGCACUCUUCCUGAACCAAGCCGGCGCACUCGUCCACAUCUACCACGACGGCAGUAUCCUCGUCGCCCACGGCGGAACAGAAAUGGGCCAAGGCCUCCACACAAAGAUGACGCAAAUCGCUGCCGAGACCCUGGGUGUACCUCUAAGUGAUGUCUUCAUCAGCGAAACAGCGACAAAUACCGUAGCAAACAGUUCCUCGACCGCCGCCUCCGCGUCCUCUGACCUAAACGGCUAUGCCAUCCACAACGCGUGUCUGGAGCUAAACUCCCGGCUUGCUCCCUUCAAAGAGAAGUUAGGCCCAGAUGCCACAAUGAAAGAUCUUGCUCAUGCUGCCUACUUCGCCCGCGUCAACCUCUCGGCUCAGGGCUUCUACAAAACCCCCGACAUAGGCUACGUCUGGGGCGCCAACACCGGCCAAAUGUUCUUCUACUUUACGCAGGGUGUUGCCGCCGCCGAAGUCGAAAUCGAUACUUUGACCGGCGACUGGACGACGCGUCGGGCCGAUAUCAAAAUGGAUGUUGGACGCUCAAUCAAUCCUGCUAUAGACUAUGGCCAGAUUGAAGGCGCCUUUGUUCAGGGUCAGGGGCUUUUUACUACCGAGGAGAGUUUGUGGUUGAGGGGUACAGGUGGCGUUGCGACAAAAGGGCCGGGAAAUUAUAAGAUUCCUGGUUUUAGAGAUAUUCCGCAGGUGAUGAAUAUCAGUUUGUUAAAGGAUGUGAAUUGGGAGAAUUUGAGGACUAUUCAGAGGAGUAGGGGAGUUGGCGAACCACCUCUCUUCAUGGGCAGCGCAGUCUUCUUCGCCAUCCGCGAUGCGUUGAAAGCUGCACGCGCACAAUUUGGCGAAACAUCUCUUUUACACCUUACAAGUCCUGCGACGCCCGAGCGUAUUAGGAUUAGCUGUGCAGAUCCGAUUCUUAAGAGGGCGUGGGUGGAACCUAAGGAAGGGGAGAAGAGUUUCUUUAUCAGUAUAUAA
Messenger RNA from Alternaria atra, 4077 nucleotides. RefSeq lists its product as uncharacterized. Bases 1 to 4077 code for a protein of 1358 amino acids. The transcript is spliced from 3 exons. The record is from RefSeq and is a predicted model, not a curated record. Gene Ontology annotation, molecular function: iron ion binding; FAD binding; xanthine dehydrogenase activity. Lineage: Eukaryota; Fungi; Ascomycota; Dothideomycetes; Pleosporales; Pleosporaceae.